Molecule: messenger RNA, 16614 nt
Organism: Odontomachus brunneus
Lineage: Eukaryota; Metazoa; Arthropoda; Insecta; Hymenoptera; Formicidae
Product: facilitated trehalose transporter Tret1-like
Exons: 6
Coding region: 1406-2803 (465 amino acids)
Biological process (GO): transmembrane transport
Cellular component (GO): membrane
Molecular function (GO): transmembrane transporter activity
Source: RefSeq, a predicted model, not a curated record
CAACUCUCGCGCAAGGACUUGAGCAAUUUUUGUCCCUCGUCAGGUCCUCGCGCGCGUUGUGCUUUUGUUACUCGAGUUCGAAAUUCAGCGCGUGCAAUUUUUAUCCGCCCGCAAUUUUGCAAUUCCGCGGGCGCGCGCGCACAGUGUCCGCCCUUCUUCUUGUGCGAUUUCCUCGCGACGUAGCAGCAAAAAUCACUCGAGAUUUGCGCGUCGAGAUGACGCGGAAUAAGGACACGAUUUGUAUUCGCCUUCGGUUGUGUUCGCCCGAGAUAUUAAAUAAACAUGACUCAUGAAUCGAACCCGCCCUCCUGAUUGCGUGGCGAACGUUCGCCACGUAACCGAGAACGUCGCACGUGUGAUUGCCUUCUCAUCCGAAAGUUCAAGCCGGCGCGGCCAGUAAUAGCGAAUUAAUGACGGGCAUAUCAGUUUUUCCUGGUAUUCCCGUCAUUCGACACCCAGCCGCGCGCUCGCGCGAGGGAAUAGACGAGAAGAGAGGAAAAAAGAGGAAAAUCGUAGGCCGUCGAAUGGAGCGAUUUUCAAAACACGUGGCACGUGAUAUGCGCCGUACACGUUUCGCGCUCUUGUCACGACAAGGCGGUUAACCGAUGUAAUGGACUAGAAUGGAGCGAAAAAAAAGAAAAAAAACUAUACAAGACCUCGCGUGGCGAGAAACAGCGCGCAAAAGUAAUUAGCGGUUACGUUGUCGCUCUGUUCGGCCAGAGCGGGAGGGGAUUCGAUUAAAAUCACAGUGACGUGCCGACGUAUCAGAGUCAAGCUCAGUUUCCUUUCCGGCGUCUUUCAGAAUGACAUCGUCGGCGUUGCCGUCGUGGUCGGUGCGCCUCGCGAACUCGGCAACUCUUCCUCAGCUCUCGUCGUAGCGACAGGUCGUGCUUCGUUUCGUUUGGUUUCUAAGCCCACCGGACGACAAGUCUAAGGCUGUUGUGUGGAAUCGCUGCUCAGAAGUAACAGUCGUGACAGGGUUUCCUAGUGGAAAAAGAGCCAGCAGUGCGAAGCAUCGUAUGACGUUGAUUACUAAAUGACACUCGAAAAUGCUUUCGAAAAUGUUUCAACGUGGGUCUAAUCAGAGCAUCAAGUAUUUGAAAAGGCGAGGAGGAGACACGGGCCUGAACAGAUAGAAAAACUUAAGCAGUAAAACAUAAGCAGUAAACAAAUUGAUCAAUUACAGUAGAUGAUUCUUCUUGUAGUCCAAGAAUCAAUGAUUUAGGUGACUCGCGAUCGAUACAGGUGGAAGUGCGAACGAGUGAGAACGGCCUCCGUAUUGAGAACAUGAAACGUUAUUCGCUCGCGUCGUGUGUGCACGUGUUGCUCUCGUAGAAGACUUUUCUGUCGCGAGCUAACGCGAUCGAUCGUUAACGUGAAAUCAAGAAGAGUAUCACCGGGCGUAAUGGACCGCGGCAUAUUGCGGCAAAUGCUGAUCGGACUUGUGUGCAGUCUCAUGACUAUCGACUGCGGCUUCCACGAGGGAUGGUGCACGCCGACCAUAUCCAAAUUCAACGGCGAGGAUCCCUUAAACGUGACAAGCGAUGAGAUUGCUUGGAUCGUGAAUCUCAUGUACGUGGGCGUUGGCAUCGGCUCGUUGGUACCGUUCAUGCUGAUGAACACCAUCGGACGUAAAGGCACUCUGCUAGUCACCACGAUGCCGAAGAUCGCGUCUUGGCUCUUCAUCGGCCUGUCCACAUCUGUACAUUACAUAUUUGUCGGACGAGUGUUAGCGGGCAUAGGAUGCGGCGUAACCUACUCCGUGAUGCCGAUGUAUCUCGGCGAGAUCAGCAGCAAACGGACCAGAGGUCCUCUAGGUACCCUAAUGGUCGUCCUAAUCAACAUCGGAGUGCUGAUCAUCUACACGAUCGGCUUGUGGAUCAGCCGAUUCACGAUGGCGAUGAUAGGUCUGUGCGUGCCUUUGCUGUUCCUCCUGACAUUCAUAUGGUUGCCCGAGAGCUCAGUAUUUCUCACGCGAAAGAACAAGCUCGAACUUGCGAAGAGAACCCUCCAGUGGACCCUCGGCAAGAAGAACGUGGACGAGGAGUUAGACGAGGUCAAACGAAUCGUGAUGGUCGAGAACGAGUGCAGCCAGAUAAGCUUCACCGAGAUGUUCAAGCAGGUAUUCAAGGCGCAGAACAGGAGAGCCUUUCGAAUUGCCAUAAUAGUGCUGAGCGCCCUGUCGCUAACGGGCGCGGCGCCGAUACUCGUGUAUCAGUCGUACAUCUUCGACGAGGCCGGCUUCGAGAUUUCGACCAACACCGGCAUCAUCCUGACCGGCAUCGCCAUCGUCAUAUCCGGCUGUGUCUGUGUGACGCUGGUGCGGUUCGUCGGCAAGAGAUCGCUGCUACUGAUUGCCGCGCCGAUUUGCCUGCUAUCGUUGACGACGAUAGCCAUUUUCUUCCAGCUGCAGUCCAGCGGCUACGACGUCUCCCAAUUCAAGUGGGUGCCCACGGUCUUCGUGGUGAUUUACGUGUUCGGUUUCGGGCUUGGCCUUAAUCCGAUACCACUCGCGUAUAUCGGUGAGAUCUUCGUCUACGAGGCCAAAGUACCCGCCGCGGUGUUCAGCGCUCUCUACUACUCUUUGAGCACCAUCGCUAUUGUGAAGUUUUAUCAGGUCUCGCAAGAGGUAUAUGGCACGUUCGUACCAUUCUGGGUAUUCACCGCGAUAACGUUUCUUAUAUGGGUAUUAAUUUACCUAUUUGUGCCGGAGACCGAAGGCAAAACCCUGGAACAGAUACAAUUGGAAAUACAGAGUAAGAAGUUAUUACCUACGGCUGAAAAGAUGGACAUGAUGUCAUAAACAAUCCGAAGAUCCACCAGACCCAUUUUUACGGCGCUCUCGUUUCACACGAGAAUAUCACUCGUACGAUUCUGUGAUUGCGAGUUCAUACAAAAUAUCGCAGCGAAAUCUUUCGCGAAUUAUGUUAUAAUACUCAAAUAAUCAGAUAAUCAUGUACAUAUAACAAUAAUUUGUAAAGCGCGUGCAAUUACGAGUCGCGGUAAUGUUACAAUAUCAGCGGCAAUAUCGACCAUGUCGACUAUUUCGCCAGCUAUCAUCAAGUAAUUAUCAAAUAACGACAAGGAAUUUUGGCUCAUCGACAAUGUAAUAUCGACAAUCAAUAAUGACGCGUGUAAUGCGCCACAGGUAUUACGACGAGGGAUAGAAAAUUCCUUCUGAAUAAGUAGAUGUAUCUAAAAUAAUAACAACGAUACGUAGCUUUAUGUAUUCUUUUAAAAUUCAAGGCAAAAUCGCUGUAUCGGUGAUGGCGUUAAAUUGCAUUUCGAGCUUGUGAAAGAGAGCUAGGCAAAGAGAGGCGGUGUGAGAGUGGGGGUGAGGUGAGGGGGAGAACCAUUGAACUUGUUUGAUCGUAAAGCUCUAACUCCGCAAAGAGAAUCGUUUAGUAGCGAUAUCGCGUACGACGAGAUUCGUACGUUCGAUCGAACAAGUUAAGUUCUCAUUAAAAACACAUUUGCAACGUGAAUUCGACGACCUCUCUCGUUGAUCCUCUUCUGAAAUAUAAAACCGGCAUAAACACUACUCACUAUAUCCCGUUGCACUUUAACAAAUAUUAUCUCGCCGUUUGCAUCAGUGAUGGGCGAACGGAAGGAAAAAUAUGAAAUCGUCAUUCAAAUAAAUUCGAAAUUUUUCAAUUAUAUUUUUCCAUUAUUUUUCGUUUGUUUGUACGGGGACGUUCCUUUAAAUAUAAACGAAAGCAAUCAAGCUUGAACGUUGCGCUUGAUUAAGCGAACCGCCGUGUAAUUUUACGCUUCGAAGCGCGAGUGUUGUGCAUGCGGCUACCACGAUAUUGUACAUGAAGUUAAAAAUAUAUUAUUAAAAAUCGUAAAUCUUUCAAGCAUACGCUCAUUGAAUGAUAUACAGUCAAGGCUUUUAAAUAUCAAAUUUUUCGAUAUAAAAGAGGGUCGAUGAAAAGACCGGACUUUUGUUCACGUAAAUGUUUAUUAUUAUUAUUUUAUUGAACAUUUACCGUAAAUGUUUAUUAUUAUUAUUUUAUUGAACAUUUACCGUACAAUUAAUAUAAUAGUAGUCUUGUUAUACUUUAUAUUUUAUAAUUAUACUUUAUAAUUAGGUAGUACUAAAAAAGUGAGGUGACAGCUGAUAGUUGAUUGUGUGCCGAACCUAAUGCAGAAUAAAUGGAUAAUUUCUAAAUGAAACAUGUAAUAAUAUAAGUACUGGCUCUUUUGCAGAAGAGACUUCCUAAACUUAGAACAGAACAUUCUCCACUGAACUGCUAUGUUUAUAACUGGUGGUCCAGUACUAUAAGUGUUGUAAUCAGUAAAAUCUCCCUGAAAGAAUCAGUUAAUAGUGCACAGAAAAAACAAGCUUAAUUGAAUGACAUGAUCAUGAAUAAACUGAAUGCCUUUUAAUUGCAAGAAACAGAAUUUGAGAUUCUUAGAGCUAAAUUUGAUUCAUAAGAAUUAAACAUUCUGUUUUCUUUAAUCAAGACGCGUUUGUUUCGUUUAUGGUCAUGUUCUUCUCCGUGUAGCGACUAUUCCCAUUACUGAUGAAUUUCACGAACGCAGAUAGUGUCAAUGUACGCAAAAAAUAUGGAAACCGUUGAUUACACAGUCACCAGUCUUACUUCCACUGGCUAAAACCGAUGAGAAAUAAGACGGUACAAUAAAGUAAGUGUUUUUACAAAAAAUCACUGAAUAUUCAUCAAUCAUCGAUGAAACAGUCUUUUUACUAAUUCAGUCGGAAACGUUUUUAUUGAAUCACUUUAAUCCUAGAACUCUAAACAUGGAUAAAUUUACCCAGAUUAAUUUUUCAAACGUUGCCGUUCUUAAAAACAUGUCUUGUUUUUACAUUAUAACUUUUUUGACUUGAUUAAAUCGCAAAAACAUUAGAUUCAUAUUCUUCGAUGUUUUCUGUGUACUAAUUAAAAAUAAGAUUUAUUAAUAAAUUUCGAUUAUUUUUCCGAAAAUUAUAAGCAAAAGAAAAUGCGCUGGGUAAAAUUUACUCAUGUUUAGGGUUUAUGUAACUUUUUGAUAUUCAGGGUUCUAUGUUUAGGAUUGUUUAAAGGUUUAAGAAAGCAAGGAAAAAUGAUGUCGAUCAAAUACUAUUGGGUAAGGGAUUGAAAUACCACACAGCUGUAUAUGAGAAAGAGUGAUGCAAAGUUUGUGAUGCAUGAAAACGGAAAGAAGAGAUGCAGGACGAGUAGAAGCAGAGGAAUUGAAAUGGAAAUUUGAGCUUUGUUUCGAUAAGAUGGAGAAGACGUCGUUCUAAUGACAAUGGCCCUAAAGUUGUCCGGACAAUCUCUCCCCUUGUUCAAAAGUCCACUCAUAUUCGCUUGCGCUCUCGAUAAAAGAGUAAGAAUGUAACAUUCCCUAAAACCUCAGUCCUCGUCGUAAACUCUCGGACGAUCCCGCCGUAUGACCAUCCCGGCCACGUCGAUGAUGGCUCGUCAGCCUCGGUAUACCGCGGAACAUUGGCAGGACGUAUACGUCAGACAGCAUGCCUUGCAUGCACGCCUGUCGGCGUUGCUCCCGUACGGAACGUACGUACAUGUGUAUGCCUCAUAUAUACGUAUAUUUACAGUUAUGUGCAAAUGCAUUUGCGCCUACGUGCGCAUAUAACUGUUUAUCCGCUAAUACUCCCUUGUGUGACGCAUUAGUUUGUACGUUGUGUGUAUGCCUGUGCGUGUGUGCAUCUGUAAUGCGCGCGCGCGCGGACUUGAAUGCGACCAAUUUAAUGCCGCGGGCAAGAACGACGAUUUGACGAUUUCUAAUGCGAAGAGCGACGAUAAAAGUGCGCGUAGAUGACAUUUCAUUCUUUAUAAGAGAAAGCGUAUUUGUGUUUAGAUAUAGAGGCAACUGCUUCCUAAAGUACAAUGUGUGUAUUCCCCACUAAAACGCUAUACUUAUAACUGAUAAGUGUAGUUGUAAGUAUAGCACUGUAAUCGGUAAAAUCUCGCUAAAAUCAGUUAGUAAUAGCAACUAUUCCCAUUAUUAAUGCAUUUUGUAAAUACAGACACGCAUGCAAGCUGCAUAGAAAUCAUUAAAUCUAUCACCGCAAACACAGAAAGGUGGAUCAACUAUAACGUAUAACAAAUUUUUAGGCACGGAGAAAAUAUUUUAGUAAAGAUUACGUUAAAAUUAUAUUUAUUUUUGCAAUGCUUUCUAUAAAACAAAGGCAUCCUGAGAUUGUAGCAUAGAUUACUAUAAUUUGACAAUCUAUAUCAAAUAUAUACAUUAAAAAUAAUAUUCAAGUAAUUAUAGUAAUUUUGUAAUAAAAAGUCAGUAACGUGUGUAACAUUUUGAAAAUAAUAAUAUAUAGUAAUCAUUGUCAUAAUUUCUGUAUAAUUACAAAAGUUACAAGAUUACAAAAGUUUGUUGUAAGUUUUACUAGAAUAUUUUUUCUAUGUAUUACCUCAUAUAGCACAUAAAAAAUAUUUCUAUUAGAAUUAGAUGUAUACCCUUAAAGUCUUUGAUAUAAAGUUUUGUGCAAACAACAAUAGACACCUAAAAUAUAUUCUAUUUGCUAUUUGACGUUUCUAGGAUGUCCCCAAAACGUAUUUUAGACAUUUGUGUUGCUUAAGGCAGAUUUUUCAGGAAAAUCUUCCUUCUUCUGUUAAAAAUCAGUGAAAUAUUAAACGGAGCAGUAAAGUGUCUUCACUGAAAAUUAAUGAAUACUCGCUGAUCGUCGAUAGAAUGCUCCUUUUAUACCGAUUCAAUUCAAUUAGAAACAUUUUUGCUGAUUCGCUUUAAAAGAGCGCGAACGAGCAGAUAACGAGCAACGGACAGCGCCAGAAAGUUAACUUUGGAAUGUUUGUAAUAACUAAUGCUUCGCGAACGCGUCUCAUAGUAUCAUAACGUGGUCUAGAGCAAGAUAAUGAGUGAAGCAGAAAUCGUACAACAACUCCGGCGUUAUUUCGGCAUCUCUAAUGUAAUUAGAGAGCCGUGUACAAUUGCCCGGAUUGGUUUAUGAAUUAAACCACCUGCGCGCAUGUCUGAGUGCGAACAAAUGCGCGAGAUAAAGAGGAAGAUAGCCAAAAGGAAAGAAGUAGAGAGCACGCGUCGUGCAACUCGCGUUUCUGGAUACAUAAUCGCGCGCAUUAGCGUUUAAUUGCGAUGAACGCGAUAAGGGCCGCUACGAGAGGUGCGAGUACUCGGGCGAGGCUGUAGGUGCGAGUGUAUCCAUUGACCCCAUACAUUCCGUAUACCUGAUCUUAUGAGCCAUCAGGAUGACUUGACCCUGUUGUACCGUUCUAUGUACAUAUCUACUGAUAUAUAUGCCCACGUACCCCGCUACCUGUCGGGGUGUACGUUCAACUCAAGCGUGUGCAUUAGCGGGCACGCGCGCGUGUAUCGCGUGUCAGAAUUCCGCCUCGUCUGCGCACACAUACACACAAACAACCACGUAUAUAUAUACAUGCGUAUACGAAUUCGCGAGCAUACACAUCCGCGACUCACGCAAUAUACGUACAACACGUAUCGAGGAAGAGAGUAUACACCGACGUCUCGUUGACGGUGUACGUUCUGUAUCUCGCGUACGGCCGCUCGUAUAAGCUGAGAUCAAGAUUGAUAGGCUACGAGUCGCAACACACACGGGGCAUCCACUUAGCGGUGCAUUAUCCGAAUGAGAAUGUGUACAGGCUGGAUCUUACCUAAUGCGACGCCCGCAAUCCCGGUAAUGGCGACCGCUUUGGCCGUCGCGCGCGGCGAUCUUCGGCAAUCGAUAAUCCCGCGCGCGCGAUUGUGAACGAGGGUGUGUGUGUGUGUGUGUGUGUGUGUGUGUGCAGGGGUAUACGUGGCGUUAACGUGCUAACCGUGUUAUUUCGCGCCCGUCUGUCUGUCUGUCUGUCCGGUUGACGAGCGAGGCCGAGGAAUUGUUCCUAUGACCUUGCGUACGACCGUCAGGUAAUGGAUAAGCGGACGGCAAUUAACCGAGGCGUACACGUAUCUACUUGUCGCGCCGAUGUGUGUUACGUAAACACGGAAUUAUGUGCGCAUUCGGUUAUGCUAUUUGUUUGUUUAAUCGCGAACGAAAUUUCCCGAUUAGAAAUUUUGAUCAGAUACAUGGAUUUAACUGGACAAACGCAAACUAAUCCUAAAUAUAAUAUAUUUUAUAAGAAUAUGAUGAGGAUUGAAAAAGGAAGACUUUUGUAAGGGUAUAGUGGGGUUGGGCCAAUUGUAGGACUACAUUAGGAUCUUAAUGCAUUUCUCGAUUAACAAUUUCGAUCAGGUAUGUCUGAUAUCGUACAAGGACCAAACUGAACAAACGUAAACUAAUUCGAAAUAUGAUAGAUCUGAUAGGGGUAUAAUGAGAAUUGAAUAAGGAAAACUUUUGUUACGGGUAAUGUUACGGGUGAGGCUAUCUUAAAUUUACAUUAAGGGAAAGAUAUCCUAAUCUGUUAAUUUUCCGACUAGAAAUUUUAAUCGGAAUUUUAAUCGCCUAAUAUUGUAUAAGGAUCUAAUUGAAUAAAUUUAAGAUAAUCCUAAGCAUGGAGUAUUUGAUAGAGAUGAUAUUGUGAGAAUUGAAUAAGGAAGAUUUUUGUAAGGAUUUGAUGAGCCUAUUCUAGGUCCACAUUAAGAUUAUCAUGUAUUAUAACUUAGUGUAUUAUCCUAUAAGGUUACAUUGAUCCGGUUUUUCUCGGGAUUUUACUUAUUUUCUCUAUUAUAGUGUGUGUGGUUAGAAUUCAAUAGGGACGAAUUGUAGCUAAUGUUAUAUAUAGUAGGUGUGUGAUCUCUACAAAAAUUAUUUUCUAUAUUUUCUAUUUAAUUUCAAAUAUUAUCACAAAUUUUUAUGAGCCACUAAGUUAUAAGAAUAAAUUAUGAGCAUCAAUUAUUUAUAAGCCUAAAUUAUGAGCAUAUUAUCAGAGCAUCAUCAAUUCUUACUCGAUCGUAAAGUUAAAUAACAUAUGAUGUUAUAGUCAGUAAAACGAUGGAUAACUAUUCAUGGGACGGUGGAAUAUUUGGAUGGGAGGAUUGCGGGAGAAGUAUAUGGUGAAAAGACUACAUGAAGCUGACAAAGAUUUGGCGCAAAUCUGACUAGAACCUAAUGAUGAAUCCUUAAUAAGGUUCUGAUUACUAUGCUGACUUACUAGAAUCCGACGACAUUAUUUUGUACUUCAACCUGAUAACUGCUUAAGAUCAACUUUGCCAAAACCAUGAGAUAAAUUUCUAGUCGAACCCUUUUUCAAAUUUUGUCCUACUUCUGUCUGCCACUCGAACUACCGUUUUGUUGCACCGCUCGGCGAGCACGCCGUGAAAGUUCAUAUUUGAAAUAAAGCGCGGGUACGGGCGAACGAGCGAACGAGUAGGCGCGCGGGAGAAGAGUUCGGUAGAAAAAACAAAAGAUUCCUCAGAAAGAGCAAGGUAGACUGAAUACGUGCUUUGGCAUGUGGCAAAACGUUUUUGCUAAUGGCACUGCUUCACAAAACUAAAAAAUUACACGCUUUUUCAGGAACGUAUUAUUAAAUUACGCGCUGCGCCCGCGACUUGUGUGCAUGAAAGCGCGGCGCGCUUAUGAAAGGUUAUUUCCGCGACCCAUAUACGCGUAAAAAUAUUUUCCUAUGGAGCGUCGACCGAUAUUAAUAUCCUCCUCAUACUGCACUAUGUUUAAAAUCAAUUCGGAACUCGUGUUUUCGUUAAAGCGACUCAUUGUUAAUUUUUGCAUAAAUAGCGUAUAAAUGCACGGGGGACAAUUUGCAAUCGUGAAUUUCGAAAUUUUACGCCGCGUAUUUCGAAAAGCCAUUUGCAGUUUUGCAAUAUAUACACACACACACACACACACACAUAUAUAUAUAUAUAUAUACACACACAUACACAUACAAUAUAAAAAAAACAGUAAUUAGAAGAUUAUAUAGGUUAUAUUAAUUACGAGAAUUCAGUCGCGGUUACUUUCUUACACCCUCGGUAAAUUGCGACGCGGUUCGCUACACGUCAUUAUGAAUUUCUGAUGUCAGCGACACAAUUUCCGCGAUAUAUUCAACUGUAUAAAGCAUACAAUCUUUAAUUCAACUUUAAUCUUUUGGAACAUAAUGGUUUCAUCGUGAGAUCACCUAUUAGAACCAAACGUAUUGGAAUCAAAUAGCUGUAGGCAUAGUGAUCUCGCAACGAAACCACUGCUCAAUCUAUAAUGAUGGACUUUACCGGUUUUUGUAUACUAAGUAACAGUUACUCAUAUACUAAGUAAGAAAGCGGUUGGAUUGACAAAAUCGGCGGUCAUCGGCCAUCAAAGAAAUAUUGGAUCUAUUCAAUAAAAUACAAUGUUAAUACUACAAUAAGUUGCGUUGAUAUAGUGAUUUCAACACAACUUAUUGUUGCAUUAACAUUGUUUUUUGUUGAAUAGAUUUAAUAUUUCUUUGAUGAUCACCGACUUUGUCAAUCCAACCGCUUUUUUUCUCAGUAUAGUAUUUGCUUCAGUUGGUGUACAGUUUUGAUAAAAAUAGAAAAAUAUAAUUAAUUUCUAAAGCGGCGACUGCUAAAAAAAAUUGUUAUUCUAAACAUGUGACAUGAAUAUUUUAUUAGAAUCCGAAUUUUGAAGGUCCUGUACUUCAAAAGAUUAAGCACUUGCUUCUUUACUGCAGUAAUUAUGCACUUACUAUAAUUACGUUUCUUCCGCAAUCUCGAUGUUCAGAUGCGCCCGUGAUAUCAAUUGCAGCGUUGCAAGUUAUUCAUUUGCGGGAUUUGUUUGCGUGAAGUAUUUAUCGUAAAUUAUGCGGACUGUUAUUGUUAUUUUUCGCACAAGGAUAAACCGGGAGAAAUUUUUCUCUUUGCCCGGGAUUGUUCCGUGACCCGACACGUGCGCACCGUUAACAUAACGAGUUCUCGAAGGAAGACACGUAAUGUAGAAACGAAUUAGCGCACCUAUCUUGCCGGCGCAAGAAUCCUCGGAAUUUUACAGAAUAAUCUCUAAAAUAAUUCAUCUCUCUCCGGUCGCUGCGCGCGCUGGUGCAGUUGCACUUAGACGAUUAACUCGGCUUUUUACGAUGACUUCAUGAUUUAUUAUAAUAACACGCAACUGUGCCGUAAUAAAGCGCAAAACAUUUCUUGCAGAAUGUACAGUGAGUUAUAUUAAAUAGAUCAUUUGCGAGUUCUCACGCUGUGACUACAACGGCAGCGUUGAAAAUUACUCGACGCUUGCGACGACAGAAAUUUCUUUUAAUUCUGAAUCAAUAUAUGUACUUAAUUGUUAUAAGUACUUAAUCUGUACGACUUUUAUUAUAUAGAGUAUUCCUAAAGUCAUUUUCUAUUUGGUGAAAUAAAACAAAUUUCAAAAAAUAAUACUAUUUAAUGUCAUCAUUAUAUACACAUAUGUGUAUAUAAAAUAACCCUCGAGCUUAAGCUGCUCGGGUUCUUAACAUAGACUUUUUUUGGGACUUUAUUCAAUCGAAUGUUUAUAGAAAACGAGUUGAAGAUAUAUAAAAUUAUAGAAAAUUAUAGAAAACGAGUUGAAGAUAUAUAAAAUUUGGAAAAUCGUAUUGGAAAGUCAGCUUAAAAAUCGACGCUUAAAAUGUCUGUAAAUGUGUUUUGCAAUGCGAAUGACUGGUUUAAGAUUAAUAGAAACACCAAUGGUGCACAUGAAGAAUGUAAUAAUUAAAGUUUAGUAAUAAUUAUAAAAUGUUAUAAAACCAUAAUGUAAUGACUUUUUAAGGUUGAUGUAUACAAAUUUUGUUUCUUUAUGAUGUACACAAAUAUGUAUGUAAUCUUGAAAUUAAACAAUUACUUUAAAAUUCACUUUCUUCGCUAAAUAUUAUAGAUAAUAACGUUAAGAUAGCAUUGGAUACUAAUAAAUGAAAAUUUUACUUGACUAAAAUAAUCGGCAAAUAAAUAAUCAAAAUAAAUUAACACAAAUAAAAAUCUUAAUCAAUAUACAAGGUGUUCUUUUUGUAUCACAGGGGAAUAAAUAGGGAUGAGUGAGUAAGUGAGUGUGUGGGUGGGUGCCUGACCAGAGCUGGGGGUGGCAAGUUUUCAGUGUGUGGAGGUGAUGUGUGUUUUGUGUGCGGUUAUGAAUGCAUGGAUAAUUUGAAUAUUUUUAGUGCGAGUGAGCGGAGUGAUUGCGUUUUAUGUGCCGAAGGGGGAGGGCAUGUGUGGUAUGCUUCCUUCGAGUGCGUAUGUGACUUGAAUGUUUUCUGCAUGUCAGUGGUUGAGUACCGCGAAUGAUUUUAGUGUGUAUACGAAAAGGGGAGAAAAACGGACAAGCAGGGAUCCUGAGGAGCCUACGGCGUCCUAUGGGCCUGAGCGCUCACUCGGGGCGCUAAGGGAUUGGCAGAUUUAAUUAAUUAAUAUUUCAUUUUAUUAAUAAUUGUCGGAUCCAAAAAUGGAAGAGGAACUUUCAGUUCCAAAUUUCACCCUCUACUUACCUCUAACGGAUGUUCUACCAGUUUUGGAACACCCUGUGUAUAUUCACAAAUAACUUAAUCAAUUCAUGAAAUUAAUUAUUAAUCAAUCAUUAAUUUACUUAGUGAUCGAUAUGUAAUAAUGUAUUAAUUAUUAAUCAAUCAAUCAAAUCAAAGUUUGACUAAUUAACUUCAUCAGUCGAUUAAGUUACUUACGCAUACACAUGACGAUUGGUUAAUUUUAUUAUUGAUUUGCAAAUUAUUUUAGUCAACUAACUACUUUUAAUCAAUUAAUGUCCAACACUGCUUCAGGAACAUCCUCCUGAAUAUAAAUGUAUCUAUGAUCCCGAUCACGUUGGUCCUAAACAGUUAUCUGGCUUGUAUAAGGUGAUGCUAUGGUGUCUUAACUAUUAAUAAGUCUUUAAUUAUUAACAAUCCUGAAUAUUAAUAAAUCCUGUUUGCCAUGUUGCUUUACAUAAUUUAUCUAUAUCCGAUAAAAUCAAACUACAUCAUGUACGAACUAGACAAUUGAUUGGAAUCAACCUGAUUAUAAUCAUGAAAUAAAUUUCUAGUCGGAUUGUAUUAAAUAUUUCCUGAAAAACUAAAAAGUAUUGUAUGAUUUUCUAUUAGUUUUUAACCUAUUACUAUUGUUUUGAAAUUGUCUUAAUAAAAUUCAUAUAAGAUCCUGCUCGGACAUCUAAAAAGAUAUAAACUUAUGCUCAGUGAAAUCCUCUUAUAUAUAAUGGUCUCUCAAGAGAGAAGAAGAGAGAAUUCUUCUAAAGUGGAAAAAAUAUUUUAACAUCCACGAAAUGAAUUCUACUUGCAGAGUUCUAUUUCCUGUAAUUCAAUAUUCUAAGCGAGACUCUUACCAUAAAAGUACCCCCUUUCUAAUAAAAUGAACUAUUAAUUGGAAAUCUCUUAGAUAUUAUUUUAACUUUUGUUCCUUUGAAAUAAAGAAGAAUAUGUUUACUGGAAGAGUAAAAUGGCCUCUUAUUAGACGAAAUUUCUAUUUAAAACAAGACUUGUAGUGUAUAGAUAAAAGAUAAAAUCCCUUUUUAUAUAUAAAAAUAUUGUGCUUAGAGUGUUUUCUUUUUAGUCUCAGAAGAAUCUUUUUGAGGCCAUAUAUAAAAAGGAUUCCGCUAAAAGUAAGAUUUUUAUGGAUGGAUACAAUAUUUAGUGGUCGAUUCUUUUGUCUCACGAAUACAGACGUUGUUCUCAAUCUUCUAACCCGUGCGAAUAACGUUGAGCUGGACUUAAUCGUACGAAGAGGAAUUUAACGUUGGGGGACAAAGCGGGGGUGACGCGCGCGAUUUCACUCAGACACACGCCUACUCGCGGAAUAAGUGGAUCACCUUGUCUCAUCCGUUCUCGCGCGUCAGAUGUAAGACCGUAAUCGCGGUUGAUAUAUCGCCGCGAUCGUUCUUCAUUAUCGCCGAAUGUGUCCUGCGAGCUUAUACGGUAUGUAGCUACGUGCUGCGGCAACGACGUAACUUUGUCGCGAAGUGGCUUAACAAGGCAACCAGACACGCCGGACCGAGGCUGCGUUUCUUGCGCGUUCGAAGGAAGCACGUGGCAACAUAUGGAACGUGUGUUACGGGCGUGUGUUAUCUCGCCAGUUUGCGGUUUCCCAAACGGAACGAAUCUUACCGACUUAUCCCGGCGCAACGAGACAAACUGGCGUGACGAACGCAAAUUGGCCGGGCGACCGUACGCCGUUAAGAAACUUGUCGAACGAAGAAUGCGCGUCGAAAGAUAUUUACGAUCUACGUGGCGGACUUACCCGCGGCGUACGAAUUUUCACACGCACUCAAUUCUAUCGGGUUUCCGACAACGCGGACGGAUUUCGCACCCCCAAAAUUCCAACGAAGUAAAUUUAACUAAUUAACAUUUGUGUCACGUCAUUAUUAAUUUCCUUCGUUGACUUCGUCGCUAAUUCAACAAACGCGCGAUCACGAUUGCAUCUUAACGAGCGCGGUUUGAGCAUGGCGAGUGAGUUGGAGGAGGAAGUGUGACGGUAACUUUUCCCAAGCUUUAUCUCGCCGCGGAAACGGAAGCGCGAUUCUUUCCGGACACAUUGAGUAGUCGAGCGUGAACGAGCGCGGCGACGAAAACGAGAGAUAGAUAGGUAGACAAAUAGAUUGAUAGAUAGAUAGGUAGAUAGAUAGAGAAGGAGAGAGAGAGGGAGAGGGAGAGAGAUCCUUACAACGCCCGAAUUCGACGUUAAGCGGCAGAAACGAGAGCGUGUACCAAGGUCGUUUUAAUCCUGCCGCACGCGCGGUAGGAUUAAAUUCGCGCAUUUUUUCGUCGCUUUCUUCCAUUCGCACCGGGUUUUCCUUUGUAUACUCGUUCUCGUUCGUUUCGUGCUGCGAAAUGUUGAAUCGUCCGACACCCGACGACGACGUCGUGUAAAAAAGCCGUUCAUGCGGCGGCGGCGGCGGCGACAAAGCGCACCUCGCGCCACGUGAAACACGUCAGCGGGGGCGAAUUAUCCGCUGUAGCAGAUCAAACGGUCUCGGGGCGAGAAACCCUUCACGGCUCUUUGGCUUGCGCCGUAAAGCGCGGCUAAAAAAAAGAGAGAGAGAGAGAGAGAGAGAGAGAGGACAGUUCCGUUGUCCCUUCGAGCGUCGCAGAUUUACUCGCCGAUCGGUGCGUCGGUAUCGUCGACGAAACAACGUUAAAUCCAAUCGAGCGUGGACAUUGUCCACUUGACUGCUCGAGGGCUCCCGCGUUUCCCUUUCUCUUUCUUUCUCUCCCUUCGCCCUUCCCCACUCCCACCCACCUCAACCGUGUGUUAAUAAGAGAAACUGCGGAUGCAAUCCGAGUCCAGAGACCAACCAUGCAUCAGCGCUUGGCAAGUUUGAUAAAAGAAUUGAGAUCGUGCGCAAUACGAUGAAACGAAUUCUGUGGAGCAGUCUGAAGAGACAUAUCUUGGAAUUGUUUCUUGAUUUCUUGGCUAUAGUAGAUAUAAACAUUUCACAAUCAGAGAUCAUGCAUAUAACGUAGAACUGCGCCGCUUAUUUUACCUUCCGCUAUCAUUCACUUUUCAUCGUUGUCAGAAAACUAUCAGCCCAAGACAUAUCUCUCCAGAUUUUGUACAGAACUUGUUUCAUCAUGUCGCACUCAUUGGCUGAUCAUUGAUUGAAUUAUCUUUAAAGUCUUAGAAAUUAUUGUAAUAGUUUGCAAAUUGAUAGGUAAUUUCUCUAUACUCAGUUUAAUUAAUUCUGUAAAGGAGCGUUUGGACAUUUAAAUCCAGACAUUCAAAAUUUAUUCGUAAAGACCAUCAUUUUUACCACUUUGUUUAUUUAUAACAAUUAUAUUGUUAACAAUAAGCAAGAUUUUUUAUUUUUCGUAACUUUCAUGAUGUUCGAAAAAUAUAAAAAUACCAAAUCUGCUAAAUAAAUCAUUUAAACUCUAUGAAAAAAAUAAUAAAAUGUGAAUAAAUAUAGGUGGGUCUCUGGUAGACUCGCUGUGACUCUAAGGGUUAAGAAUUCAUAUAAUAAUUCAUAAUAAUUUCGACAUAAAGAAAUAAUUAUCGUGACUAUUUGCAAGAUGGUAGAGAAAGCUCUUGUUUGUUCAAUUUUAUGAGCUCUAUGGACACACAAGUGUUGGUGUGCGUUGUGCCAGAUAUUCUGUAGAUUUCUAACGCUAUGGUGAAAAAUAUAUAAUCAGAAGAUUAUGGAGAUACGAAACGUGUUGUUUUAAAUAUCCGUUAAUUAUACAAGGUGUCUGGAUUUAAGUGCAGAUAGAAAUUGAAUUGAAUAGAAAAAAACCUAUAUCAUUUUAUAUACACUCUACUAUAUGGUAAUUAUUGAGGUAUUAAUGAAGGAAAAUUUGUCAAUUCAUGCGAUGCGGUGCGACAGCAUAGUUAUCGCGGACAGGAUUAAAGUAAAAGUUCGAGAUAUACGGAUAAACGCGUGAAUCUGCGCAUGAUAUUAGUUUACGCGGUUUCUCUAUUACACGACAUAUUUGUACUGCUUACUUUAUAUUGAUCGGGAAAGCGGGUCUCCUAGCAGAGGAACGCGGGCAGCACCGACGGCCAAGAUAAAUGUCGAGUAUCGGAGCGUCGAAUGAAUGUUCUCGAAAGAGUUUGCAUGAAAUUGAAUUGAUACGGUUUACAGUUUCGGCGGGUAAGCGGAUUCCCGCGGCCGUGGUAUCGUAUCGAUGUUAAAACAAUGUUAAAUCGCUCGAGUCUGACUUCAUUCGCCCGGCUGCUCAUCGCAAUCACCCUUCCCGGAACGCGAGUAGUUUCCGCCGCGAGGGACGGCGGCUUGAAGUAAGUGUGGAUUGGAAAAAAGAGAGAAAAAAUAGA